Molecule: messenger RNA, 9861 nt
Organism: Helicoverpa armigera (cotton bollworm)
Lineage: Eukaryota; Metazoa; Arthropoda; Insecta; Lepidoptera; Noctuidae
Gene: dop
Product: drop out
Exons: 37
Coding region: 270-5243 (1657 amino acids)
Biological process (GO): peptidyl-serine phosphorylation; intracellular signal transduction
Molecular function (GO): protein serine/threonine kinase activity; magnesium ion binding; protein binding
Source: RefSeq, a predicted model, not a curated record
GGUAAAAUUCUAGUAGCUAGCAACAUUAGCAAGCCCUUCAAAAGUGUCAUUUUUCGAUUUGUGCGAAGUCGUGUAUCGCGUUAUUUAUCAUGACAUAGAAAAUAUUUGCAUUAACAAUCGUUUAUGGAUACCUUGAUUUUAAUCAAUGUUUACGCACGCUUAAUAUUAACGGUGUCAUGUAAAUAGACCGUGAAAUUGUAAAGUUGUUCAAGGGGUGUUAAAUGGGGGAAAUAUUAGUGCAUUUGUGUGUUGUGCUGUGAGAGUGAACGAUGGAUCGCCGAUGUUCCCAGUCCGUCCGGACACUUGUGUUCGACGAUUCGGACUCUGAUCCGCCUAAAGUCGGACAGAAGAAGGAUCUGGCGUCGGCUGGAGCGCCAUUGUCGUUGAACCAGAGCGCUGAAGAUGCGACAAAAACUCCUCGUUUGUCGAACUUGGUGCGUAUGCGCCGGUCCGCGCUCGGGAAGUCGGCACCUACGCUCUCAGUUCACGUCAAGGAGACAUGUGCGGUGUCCCGGCGUCCGUCGCGUCUGCCUCCGCCGCCCCCCCACCAUAGGCUGUCACUAGUGGUCGGAUCAGGUCGGUGCAGCUCUCCAGGCACGGGUCCCCUCUCUCCAGCCGAGGGUCCCCGCUGGCCACACGUGCAUCAUCCUCAUCCUCUGCACCAUGCUCUCCUGUCCUCCAGUGUUAAACGAGGGAAGGAGCUCGAUGGUCGCAGGUGGUCGGUGGCUUCGCUCCCCUCCUCCGGCUACGGGACCACUCCGGGCAGCUCUAGUCUUUCGUCACAAUGCUCGUCCCAGGAGAGGCUGCUGGCGGUGCAGGCGGUGUGCGAGCCGCCGCGGGCGCCGUGUCCUCAUUGCCAUCAGCAUCAGAACUCGCUCAACAGCUCACAAGGCAGCGGCAUGAACAACUGGGCGUCGCUGUCGGACAGCGGCGGCAGCGGGAACACCGCCGCGCGCGCACCCUCGCCGCAGAGCCCGGCCCGCCGCGUGCGCAGCAGGAGUUUGAGUUCACCAUCCCGCACUGGUGGUGGAGGUGGUUCGAGCGGCGGCUCCGGGUCCCGAGAUGAUGCGGUCUCCGCCAUGUCUGCGCUGUUCGCUGCUAGGUUCCCUGCCGCGCAACGGGCUAUGGAUGAUAAGUUGCGAGGGUUGAUAGAUGAAGUGCUGGAACUAGACAAGAAGCCUGAUCGGCCGCCUAUUGAGAGAUUCGUUCAGAGACAGGUACUAGAGAUGGCUCGCGACUGCCUACACAAGUCGGAAUCUAAGCAGGUGACCAGCACUUACUUCUACGACAUGGCUGAUAGCUUAGACAGGCUGCUUGCUGAGACACGAGAAAAAUCAGCAGAAGCCGGUAACCAAGUGGCACCAUUAGUGACCCGGUUAAUACUCGCGAUGGCACGACCAGCUCGCCUGCUCGAGUGCUUGGAGUUCGAUCCUGAGCGGUUCUAUCGCCUGCUAGAGGCCGCUGAGGGUCACGCGAAGCAUCAGCAGGGCAUAACGACGGAUAUCCCUCAAUACAUAAUCCACAAGCUUGGGUUGUCGCGCGAUCCACUAGCUGAACUACACGCGCCGCCCCCGCCGCCGCCGCCGCAGAAUACAUCGCCUUCCAAGAGUCGCGGGCGUCAGUCCCCGCCCAGCGGGCAGGGCUCCAACAGCGCCCCGCCGUCCGAGAACGACUACCACGUCAUCAAGCUCAUCUCCAACGGCGCCUACGGAGCCGUCUAUCUAGUCAAGCAUAAGCAGACCAGGACUAGGUACGCGAUGAAGAAAAUAAGUAAAAACAACUUGAUACUAAGGAAUCAGGUGGAACAGGCCUUCGCUGAGAGGGAUAUUCUCAGCUUUGCCGACAACCCUUUCGUGGUAACAAUGUACUGCUCUUUCGAAACCAAACGCCAUCUCUGCUUCGUGCUAGAAUUCGUAGAAGGCGGUGACUGUGCUACGUUACUUCGCGCGGGACCACUACCGGCCGACAUGGCGAGACAUUACUUCGCCGAAGCCGUCUUAGCUGUCGAGUAUUUGCAUUCCUAUGGGAUUGUGCAUAGGGAUUUAAAGCCUGACAAUUUGCUGAUCACGGCGACUGGUCAUAUAAAGCUGACGGAUUUCGGGCUCAGUAAAAUGGGGUUGAUGUCGUUGGCGACAAAUCUAUACGAAGAAUACGCGGACAGAGAAGCUCGCCAGUUCUCCGACAAGCAAGUGUGCGGCACGCCUGAAUAUAUCGCGCCUGAAGUUAUAUUGAGACAGGGUUACGGCAAGCCAGUGGACUGGUGGUCGAUGGGCAUCAUUCUGUACGAGUUCCUGGUCGGCUGUGUGCCUUUCUUCGGAGAUACGCCGGAGGAACUGUUCGCACAUACUGUCAAUGAUGACAUCGAAUGGCCGUCAGAAGAGGAUUUCCCCAUAGCAGUGGAGGCUCGUGCCAUCAUCACGGAGCUGUUGGCGCGGAACCCGCGCGACAGGCUCGGCACUGGCGGGACACAUCAAGUUAAGGAUCACGUAUAUUUCUGUGGCCUGGACUGGAAUAACCUGCUGAGGAGGAAAGCGGAGUUCAUUCCGCAGCUCGACAACGAUGAGGAUACCAGCUAUUUUGACACUCGCUGCGACCGCUACAACCACAGCGAGGUGGACACAGACGAGGCGGCCGAGCCCGCCGAGCCGGCAGAAGACGCCGGUCUUUUCGCCGCCUUCUCCAGCACCUCGCCACAGUGGAGACGACAUUAUCAUCAUUCGUGUGUUGAACAUGACUCCAGGAGCACGGAUUCGUGGCCGGGUACGCCUGAUAGUGCAGGACCGCCCACCACGCCGACUGCGCCGUUGCAUCACCAUCCUAAAUGUCCGAUCCUAGGCAGCACAUCAACAGCGGAAUCCUCACAGACGGACAGCGACGACGUGUCGCCCGCAGCGCGGCGUCGCGCGGCGCUGCGGCCGCAUGCACUUGCGCAUCCUCUUGCGCACGCGCCGCUACUGCCGCAUGUGCCGUCUGCACUCGUGCCUAGGCUUUCGGACAUGUCCCGCAAAGACGACACACACAAGAGCGUGAGCCUCGACAAGCCGGAUAAGCCGGACAAGCCCGACAAGCCGGAGCGGCCCGAGAGGCCGGAUAAGUCGCGGCCUACGGCUAUCGUUGCUAAGUCGAUGAGGAGAUCCGCUAGCACAUCCGGAUUGUCGCUGGUUAUACAUCCAGCAGAUGACAGCACACUGAGCAUAGGCGCCGGGUCGCCGUGUGCCGGCAACACGUCGUCCACUAACUCUUCGCGAGAUUCGUCUCCUUGUCGCGACCCACCCUCACCCUUCGCGUUGCCGAGCCACUCGUUGAUCCAGUCUUCCAAGCCGCCCAUAGUGGUACGUCGCGGCCCCCGCGGCUUCGGCUUCACGAUACACACAGUGCGAGUGUACUACGGGGAUACAGACUACUAUACUAUGCAUCAUUUGGUUUCGGCGGUGAACGAGCAAGGCGCGGCGUGGGCUGCCGGACUGCGAGCCGGCGAUCUUAUAACCCAGCUCAACGGUGAAUCCGUACAGGGAUUGUUGCAUACACAGGUGUUAAGAUUGUUGCUGGCUGCUCCUCACGCUACUCUUCGAGCUACGCCACUGGAUCAAACUACCAUACAGGCGGGCGGUCGUCGUCGCGCAUGGUGUGGGCGUCGCGCCACCGCCCCUCCGCGGCCGCGCCCCAGAAGACGCUGCUCGCUGUUCCGCAGGAUAUCUACUAAGAGAGCCUCGCAGGAGAUGCAUCAGAUGGUGUCAGGUGGAGAAAUAGCAGGAGUAUCAGCUACUCCAGCCACCCCGGCGGCAGACAGUCCUCUACAUACCACCACUACCACUCACUACCAGCGGCCAUCAUCUCUCCACGGGCUUAAACACAAGUUAGUAGCGGGCGGCGCAGUAGGCACGGCAGGCGAAGUACGUCGGGCUUCACUACAGCAUAUGCCUCUGUCUCCUCUCGCCAGGACGCCGUCACCCUCGCCGCAGCCACAACCCGCAUCACCCACCAGUCGUUGCGAGGCGCGCAGCCCGUCUCCGCUGGCGGUGCGCGAGUGCGGGCGCCGCGCCUGGCCGCGCCGCGACCCCGCCUCGCCGCUGCUCAGACGAGCUCUGUCGCCUGACAGACUACAUCCCCGCUCAGCGGAAUCAAAAUGCUCAAUCUCGCCCCUCUGCUGUGGUGGCGCUAGCGUCGCCACCACCGGAGCCGGCGCCACCGGAGCCCGACGCGGCGUGGUGUGGCGAGCCGCCGCCCCCGCCCCGCCGUCACCCACGCCUCCGCCCCCGGACAAGGGGGAUGAUGCGUCCGCGCCAUUGCCCAGGAUAGCUGAGGAGAAGGACUCGCCUACACAUCAUGCUAGGAACUUGCCUAAUAGGACGCCAGCCAAGCAAUCCACCCCCAGUAUCUUCACAUCAUCCCCUAAGACGAGCCUGGAUAAAUCCGCAUUCGAUACAUCGGCAUCUUUCGCAUCACUAUCGUUAUCCGAUGAGUCGUUUAUCGAUACUUCUGUCGAUCUGUCGAAUCUGGACACCUCUAGAGAAGGCUUUUUGGAUGACAGCCGAGCCAGCACAGAAUCCAGCAUACUCAUCGAGGAAAAGACCAAGAAACCCCCACCACCACAAGAACCGACCCCACCAGUUGAAGUCCAAACGAAAGCCCGAAAGAAGUCGGACUCAAGCCUCAAAGAUGAAGACUUGAAGUCGAAAGAGAAACAGAAGUUCAAGCAAGACAAACCAGAGUUAAAGAAGCAAGAAUCUUUAGCAAGAAUGGAGGAGAAUAAAGAAUAUUCUGCUGUAGUGAAAGAAGAAAAGGUAAAAGAUAAAGUGAUGGAAAGAACGGGGUCUAUCAAGAAGGUCGAGAAGCAAGAAAAAGAUAAGAAAUUGGAAAAGGAGAAAAAACAAGAGAAGGCAGAAGCUAAGAGGAGUGAAUCUGUUAAGAGGAUCGAGUUGAAGAAGCAGGAGUCUGUUGACAUGAUUAAGUCACCAGAGCCGCUAGAAUCUGAAAGCCGCAGCAAGAACAGCAUGGUGAGCAAGCUACUCGGCGUGAUGGGACGCAAGGGCACCCGCGACAGAGAUGAUGAUGACCACAAACCUAGUAAGAAGGCUGAUAAGCAUGCUAAGAAGAAGAGUGGCAGCCUCCCCCCUCAACCACAGCAACCACCAAAACCGGAACCAACUCCUCAAGAAAAACCCUCAGAAAAAGAGACAGACGACAAGAGAAACAAGAAAACCCGCGGCCGAGCGUCUAGCUCAUCAUCCGGAGAAAAGUAAGACAGACAUACGCAGUUUGUACAAGUGCGAGUGAGAUGGACAUAGUUAUCGCAGUUUCGUCUUUUUGAAAGUGUAAAAGAGAAGUACUUUUGUGUGAGUGAGAAGUUAGUUUGUUCGAGCACUAGACUUAUGUGGACCUAAGAAGUGCAAGUGGGAUAGACUUUCGCUGUCAAAUUCUAAGCUUAGUCAUGAAGUUAAGUAAUAUAGUGAGGUCGCGAUUUAGAUGGGUGGGGGUUAGGUCAACUAUCGUAUUUUUAGAAUGUGGUUAGCUUUGCUUGAUUGUAAAUACAGGAUGUGUAUAUUAAGAACUUUUGGAAAAGACGUAAAUCUGUCUAUUGCCUUGGUUUUUUCUUCGAAAUUAACUUUCUUGUGCCUUUACUGUACGUAAAAGGAACUAUUUAAAAUUUUCUUCGAUUAAGGCAUUAUUAAUCUAUUUGAUCUCAUUGAAAUCAAGCGGCAAUAGUCCGUAUUUAUGUCCAUACAUUGUAAAAACACAAGUUUUUUUCUCAAACAUCCUGUAUACUAAGUUAUCAUCACGACUGCUUAUAAAGGGGGUGUAAGCAGCACUCAAGCUCGCGAGACAAGUAGUGAGACGUAGGUUAAAUAUAUAAAACGGUAAUGUGUCUACUAAAUGUUUUACUAUUGUUCGUGUAAGCUGGUUUGAGGGUAGAUCGACAUUUUUCUCAGACUGUGUACAUAGUAGGUAAAAACAGGCAGAGAUUCAGACAUUUUUUCAGACUAUUUUUAAUUCAAAAUAGACUAAUGAUUAUGAUUUUAGCAUCAAACUUUUCCAUAGUGUAUUUUUCUACUACUACUCUGACCAAUUUUUUAAUAAAUAUGAAAAUAAGUGUUCUGCAUCUUAAUUUUGGAAAUACAAAUUCAUUCUCUUCGAAUCUGUCUUUAAUAAGGGUGUGGUUUCUCUGCCUAUUAAACGUAAUUAUUCUAGUAUAUAAAAUAAAGUUUUGGAUUAUGUCGAGCUAUCAAAAUAUACUUAUGAAGAUUUAAUAAUAUUUCAGAGAUCUAUAAAAAAAUAACCUAAAAAGCCAGCCAAAAAUCUAGCUAAAAUUUAUUUAAAUUUUAAUUAAAGUAUUAGAUAAAUGCUUUAAGAAACUAUUGGACUGCUUUUUAGGUGUCAAAAUACAGUAUAAGAUUUGAUUUCUGCAAAUUAUGACUUUACCAGUAGGUUUGGGAAAAAAUUUAGAAGAACCUUUUUGAACUUAAAAAAUAUAUCUUCUAUUUAAAGUAUUUUGCUUAUACGAUACUAAAACUUCGAAGUAUUAUUAAAAUUUCAUAAGCGAAUCAAACCGGCGUUCGGUGUUGUGAUUGAUAAAAAUACUAAAUAAAAUAAAAACUAUUUGUUAAAUGAGUAAGCUUUCUUUAGACUGUUCAUAGCGUUUAAAUAGAUAGUUGAUUGUAUGGACUUUAGAUUGUCAGUCGUGUUAGCCGCUUUGGGGGUCCCUUAUUAUGUAAAUUUUAUCUUUUGCAAAACAUUUUAAACAGACAUCAAUUGAUUGCUUUUAUUCUAAAUUAUGAAAUCAGGCAUGUUGGAAAAAAUAUGUAUGUGGGCGACGGUUGGACCCAGUCAAUGAGUCAACAUCUCCUGAAAUUGCUCCGUGGAGGGACGGAAUCCGAGUCGAGUAUCCAAAGCCCCGAUUAACUGUCACGCGGAAAUUAACGCUGCAUAUUUUUCCAAUCAUUUUAGGCUUUUAUUCUAUUCCAUGAAAUGCCCUCUUUUUUUUAAAGCAAAAUAAAUGAUUUUAAACGUCAAUUUUCACACUUCUCUUCUCUAUUCAAGAUGGCGCCCUCCAAAGUGUUGCCAGCACGAUGUUUAGCCGCGAUUAAUUUUUUUAUGUCGCUUUUCAGUAUUACAAAGUAGAGGCGUUGAUAAAAAUUACAAAAAAAAAGAAAGUUUUAUUUUAACUUUUAUUUUUAAAUAAAUUAAUACUAUUUUUAAAAAGUUUGUUCGCGCACUGAUGUAAUUGUCAUUUGUCUUGUGUAAGUUUUUAAUUAAAUCUCAUUUUUUAGUUUUAGUUUUUAGCUUUUAGUGUUGUAUUUUUUUAGGCUUUAGUUUUGUCCUGUUCGAUGGUUUGAUACUUGACGCUUUUCUGUAUAUAGUCUUUACUUUCCGAAUUACUGGAGAUUGGCCACAAAAGUUUUAUUAAUAAUAAUUGAUUUUUGAAAGCAUUCUAUUUGGCAAUGAAACCAUUUAAUGACAACUCAAUGAUUUAUCCAAUAUUUUAAUAAUUUAACUUAAUCAUGAAUUAAAAAUUACAAAAUAUAUAUUUGUUUUGUCAGUAUUUCUGUAAAACUCUUUUAUAAGCGAUAUAUGUAUAUAGUGUCAGUCUUAUCGGAACAGGACAUUGUGACGUAUGUGAUAUAUUUUAUAAAAACUAUUAAUUUCUUUCAGCGUCUCUUGUAAUGCAAUAUUUUUUUUAUUACCGUUUUUAGUUUUGUAGUUCACGUUUUUUGUUGUGUACAUAAAUUGAUAGAAAGAUUUUUUUAACCAACAUAUUUUUUUAAAUACUUUCGAGAGAGUUUUUUACUCUCUAUAUUGUUUAUGAACAUAGUGGUCCAUCGCAUUGCUUAAAUUAGUUAACAUUCAAGCAUUUGUACUCUUGAUUAUUGUAUUGUAAUGCAUAUCUAUAAAAAACUCUUUUAUUAAUUUUUGUACACACCAAAAUACUGUCAUGUUUUUUUUUUGCGUUUUUCUACUAAUUUGUGUUUAUAAUACCUGGCAUUAUUAUUUCAUUAACAUUUUCAGUUACACCUAAAUAACUCAUUAACGAAUUUAUAACUAUCUACCCUGUUGAGGGGUUAAUUUCAAAGUUAGUCAACAUUCCAUUAAGUUAAUAUCUGUGCCAUACAAGCCUCUUAUUUAACAUCAUUGUUUUAGGCAGAUUGUAACUUUAAACAGAUGUUUAAUUAAUUGCCAAAAACUAUUAUGAAUUGUAUACGAAAGUUUUUUUUAAUAUAAACUACCAAAAUCAUGAAGUAACGUAAAUUCCUCAGAUUUAGAGAAUACACUGCAGAAUUUUAGUUGGCCGACAACUUUCUCGGGCUCAUAAAUCAGUAUGGAAAUGAAUGGUAGAAAGCACACAACAACUAUAAGAUAUUUGGCCGAUAUCAGACCGACUUUCUUGUCGUCCCACUGUUUAAUUUGCAGUGUGUUGGUACUCUUACUGUUAAAGUUACAAUCUGUCUAAAACAUAAAUGACAAUUAAUUACAAAUACUUACGAACCAUUUUCAUUGAGGUCUUAAUAACUGUCUUCCUGAUUGAAAUGUUACGUUGAAAGUUUUAAUUCUGUUGUCAAAGUAAUGAGAUCAUUCAUUUAUUUAUAAUAUUAAUAAUGUUUACAACUUGCUUAGAAAAGCAAAAGCGCUUUGCAAAGAUACAAAUUCGACUUAAGAUAAUUUAAAGCAAAUGUGAAGCUAAUAAUUUUAAAAUUUACAAAUUGUAUUAAAAUUCUUUUUAACGAUAAAAUUAAAACAUUCCGUCAAAAUGUAAUCGCGAUUUGAGAUAAAUUGUUUCUGUUUUUUAAUAAUGUUUUGAUUGUAAAUAUAUAAUUUAAUGAAUUAAUGUCUAUGGAUGGACUACUUGUCUAUGUCUUGUACGUUUGCAAGAACGAAUAAGUGCUCCAUCCAUGUUUCAUGUCAGAAUUACAGUUUAUGGAUAAAACAACGAAAAUCCUAGGCUUUUUUUUAAAUAAAUUGGUGUUAGUUUAUAGCUUUUUAAAUAAAAUACAAAGUACACUGAAAUGACUGCAAAAAUAGAAAAGAUUUAUACAUAGUUUUCUUUGUCUAAGUGUGCGCUUCAACUAUAAACUAAUGUCAGAAAAUGUAUUAUUAGUUCUGAUUGAAACUAGCCUUUUAUCAAUUUUUAACAAAUCAAUAUUGAUAAUAAGGACAAAGUUGUAAGUAAGAUCGUUGUAAAAAUGCUUUUGGACUUCACCUGAGACGAAUUUUGUUAUAAAAUAUUGUUUGUAAUACUCAUCGGUUAAUUAUUUGUAAAUUAAAAACUAAACUUAGUUUUUUUUUGCAUGGUAACACAGGGUGGAAAUACGAUUACCCAUAAAACGUUAAUUUCGCGCGCUAUGAGCAAUUAAUUAUUGUGGCAACUAUUUUUUUAAAUGGAGACCAAAAUGUAACAAUGAAUUUUUUGUAGAUUCUUGUGCAUAUUGUAUGUAUGUAUAAAUUGCUUUCGGGACCACGAAUUUGAAAAGUAUAUUGUUUGAUUAAAUCAUUAUUUCGUAAUUAGUUGUAUGAAAGCAAUCUACAUUGUUACUUUGGAAUUGAGCAUGCUUUAUGAGCAGCUUUGCUCUGUACGAGCAGAUGUAGCGAGCAUGUUCACAAGGGCCGGCGCACAUGAUCGACCAGUCGCUCGUGUGACGCCGCCGUUAGUAUAAGUUCACAUUUUAAUCUUCAUGUAAUGUGUAGUCUGCCAUACAAAAUAAAUUGUACUUCAGUAAUUAGUUUAAAUUUAAACUAGCGUAUAAAAUGUUAAAUGUGAUUUAUAAAUAAACGAGAAAUAUGUUUAGCGAGGAAAUAUUUUCUCUAGUGUAACGAUAUGUGUAUGAAUUGAACGGAUACUGAAAUAAAGUCAUGAAUUAACUGUUCUUA